Molecule: messenger RNA, 1726 nt
Organism: Sarcophilus harrisii (Tasmanian devil)
Lineage: Eukaryota; Metazoa; Chordata; Mammalia; Dasyuromorphia; Dasyuridae
Product: transcription initiation factor TFIID subunit 11-like
Exons: 1
Coding region: 91-732 (213 amino acids)
Biological process (GO): RNA polymerase II preinitiation complex assembly; transcription initiation at RNA polymerase II promoter
Cellular component (GO): transcription factor TFIID complex; nucleus
Molecular function (GO): transcription coactivator activity; protein heterodimerization activity
Source: RefSeq, a predicted model, not a curated record
GUCGUCAUCGCGGCGCGACCGCCGGAAGUCUUCCCCAGGUUCGCCGACUCGCAGGCUUUGCCGGGCCUGGCGGAGAGGCCCCGAGCCGCGAUGGACGAGCCGGGGGCGGCGCCCCCGGAGAAGCCCGGGGAGGGCUCCGCGGCGGAGGAGGUGCCGGCCGCGGCCGCCGCCACUCCCGAGCCGGCCCCGGGCGCUGCCCCGCCGCCCGACGGGGCCCCGGAGGACCCCGACUGCGAGGAGAAGGAGGCCUCUGCCGAGGAGCCGGAGCUCCGAGGCCAGGAAGCGGCCGAUUUCCUCGGUGCCGGCAGGGAGGACUCCUCCGCCCUCCCUCCCGCGGCCAAGAAAGUGAAGAUAGAGACCAAGGAGAGGAAAGAGAAGGAGCACAAAGUGGACGAAGACGAAAUCCAGAAGAUGCAGAUCCUGGUCUCCUCCUUUUCUGAAGAGCAGCUAAACCGCUAUGAGAUGUACCGGCGCUCCGCCUUCCCCAAGGCCGCCAUCAAAAGGCUCAUCCAGUCCAUCACCGGCACCUCGGUGUCCCAGAACGUCGUCAUCGCCAUGUCCGGCAUCUCCAAGGUCUUCGUCGGGGAGGUGGUGGAGGAAGCGCUGGACGUGUGCGAGAAGUGGGGCGAGCUGCCCCCGCUGCAGCCCAAGCACAUGCGCGAGGCGGUCCGGAGGCUCAAGGCCCGGGGCCAGAUCCCCAACUCGAAGCACAAAAAGAUCAUCUUUCACUAGUCCGAGAGCUUUGCGAGCCCCGCCCCCCCCCCAGGGAGGAGGCGACUGUUCUUGCCCCCUGCUGCGCAGGGAGCCCUGUUCUGUGUGAGCCCGCCGUCCCCGCCCGGGCAGACGCGAGUCCCAGCCUCGGCCCGCCGGGCUUCCACAGCCGAUGCACCCGUCAGAGCAGCAGCAUCCUCUUCGCCAUUGCCUUCCUCCGCUGUGGCUGUCUAGUUCAGGUUAUGUUGGAUCAUAACUAAUAACUGAAAAGGAGACGAGUCCUUAUUUAUUAUACGCUCCUUGCACAGAUUUUCAGAGUACCGGUUUCAAAAUUCUUCUAAGGAACAUUCAUCAUGAUUAUUCUCAAAAGUUACCUUAUUUUGCAAGAUUCCGCCUCGGGACCCUAAAUUGCUAUAUCAGGGCCUCCUGUCUGCAGCAGGCCAGAAAUUUGUAACUUGUACAAUUUGACAGUUUAGUUUACAAUGUUAGUGCAUGGUGGAAUGAUAGAAUAAGUUUAUUCCUUUGUAAAAACUACACAUUAUCAUGUGGCUUUUGGUGUGUGAUCAUUAAACUGUUUUCUCAUUUGGGAAAGACAUUAAUUGCCCUCUUCCCCUGAAGUCCUGCUCAGGUGCGACUUGUUUCGGGAAACCUUACCUAAUUCUCCAGCUGAAAUGGACCUCUCCUAUGUAUUUCUUAAGGCACUUUGUUUAGACUUUUCCUCCCCUUUUAUCUACCUUGUGUCUUAAUUGCUUAUGUAUUUUUUUUUUAAUCAAUCCUAUUAAUCUGUAAGAUCUUUGAGGGUGUGGAUUUCCUGUUUUUUCCACUCUGUGCCCCUAGAUCUUGGUAUGGUUCCUUAUUCAUGGUAGACAAUUAUGUUUGUUGUUGAUUUUGUCAUUGGGGAAAACUGAGACAAGGACUUCUCAGUUUGUUCAAUUCAGCAAGCAUGUAUUAUGUAGCUUCUUUGUGCCCAAUCCUGUAUUAAGCAUUAUAAAUAAAAGAAAAUAUAACUCCAGCA